AUGGCUCGUAACGUUCUCAUCACCGGCGCUUCCGGAUACCUAGGUGGGACCCUUCUCGCCCGCUGGAGAGCCGCCAACCUUCCACCAUACAGUACACUGUACGCACUGGUUCGAACAAAAGAGCAAGGAGAAUCAGUGAAGAAAUAUGGUGCUGAGGCGAUCACCUUCGACGUUAACGAUGAAGCUGCAACCACGGCAGCAAUCAUCAACAACAAGAUCUCCAUCGUUUUCUUCCUCAUCGAUGCUAUGGCAUCAGCUUCCCAAGUCUCUAUGAUCAAGGCUCUUGCGAAAGUCAAGAAAGAGACAGGACAGGAAGUUCACUUUCUACAUACCUCCGGGGCGAAGCUGUUUAGCAACCACUCCAACCAUCCCGUCGAUCGGCCUUUGUUUGACGAUGAUCCGCAGCUUCAUAGAAUUCAAAAGGAGUCACGGCCGAUUUUCCCACCAGUGCAAAAAGGACUGGAUGCCAAUAACACAAUCAUAGAGACUGCGGAUGAGUUCGGUGUGAAAAGCUAUAUCUUUGUCCCGUGUAUCGUCUACGGCCAGGGUGAAGGGUUUGGAAAUCCUAUCUCCAUUCAAACGGUUGCGAUUGUGAAAGCCGCAAAGAAGCUGGGUCAGGUUUAUAGACCCGAUUCUGAUAUUUUGACCUGGCCAGUGGCUCAUGUUAUUGACACCACAAUGCUAUACCUAGAAAUCAUGCGGAAAAUACUCUCUGAACAGGAUAUUCCCCAUGGCAAAGCUGGCUAUUAUCUUGCUUCCAGUGGUAGUGUCCCCUGGAAUGAUAUUUACGGUGCAAUGGCAAAGAGCCUUGCAUCGCGUCAGAUUAUUCAUACCGAUAGUGUGGAGCCAGCGGAUGAAGGUGCUCUGGAGAAGAUGGGGCACGCAUUGGGCUGCCCGACGGCUCUAGUUCCCUUGUUCCUGGGGGGUCAAUGUACACUCGAAUCAAAAAAUGGGCAUCACAUUGGUUGGAAACCGCAGUUUUCGUCAGGGCAUAUAUUAGAAGCUGCAGACGCAGAAGUGGAAUUGAUUCUUGGCAACAUCCACUGA
Molecule: messenger RNA, 1047 nt
Organism: Penicillium samsonianum
Lineage: Eukaryota; Fungi; Ascomycota; Eurotiomycetes; Eurotiales; Aspergillaceae
Exons: 2
Coding region: 1-1047 (348 amino acids)
Source: RefSeq, a predicted model, not a curated record